ACAGACACAAGUCUUGAAGCUCUGUCCUGGGAAAAUAUGGCAAAUAGUGCCUCUCCUGAACAGAAUCAAAAUCACUGCUCAGUCAUCAACAACAGUAUCCCACUGAUGCAGGGCAACCUCCCCACUCUGACCUUGUCUGGAAAGAUCCGAGUGACAGUUACUUUCUUCCUUUUUCUACUCUCUGCGACCUUUAAUGCUUCUUUCCUGUUGAAACUUCAGAAGUGGACACAGAAGAAAGAGAACGGGAAAAAGCUCUCAAGAAUGAAGCUGCUCUUAAAACAUCUGACCUUAGCCAACCUGUUGGAGACUCUGAUUGUCAUGCCACUGGAUGGGAUGUGGAACAUUACAGUCCAAUGGUAUGCUGGAGAGUUCCUCUGCAAAGUUCUCAGUUAUCUAAAGCUUUUCUCCAUGUAUGCCCCAGCCUUCAUGAUGGUGGUGAUCAGCCUGGACCGCUCCCUGGCUAUCACAAGGCCCCUAGCUUUGAAAAGCAGUAGCAAGCUCGGACAGUCCAUGGUUGGCCUGGCCUGGAUCCUCAGUAGUGUCUUUGCAGGACCACAGUUAUACAUCUUCAGGAUGAUUCAUCUAGCAGACAGCUCCGGACAGACAAAAGUUUUCUCUCAAUGUGUAACACACUGCAGUUUUCCACAAUGGUGGCAGCAAGCAUUUUAUAACUUUUUCACCUUCAGCUGCCUCUUCAUCAUCCCUCUUCUCAUCAUGCUGAUCUGCAAUGCAAAAAUCAUCUUCACCCUGACACGGGUCCUUCAUCAGGAUCCCCACAAACUGCAACUGAAUCAGUCCAAGAACAAUAUACCAAGAGCACGGCUGAAGACUCUAAAAAUGACAGUUGCAUUUGCCACUUCAUUCACUGUCUGCUGGACUCCCUACUAUGUCCUAGGAAUUUGGUAUUGGUUUGAUCCUGAAAUGUUAAACAGGGUGUCAGACCCAGUAAAUCACUUCUUCUUUCUCUUUGCCUUUUUAAACCCAUGCUUUGAUCCACUUAUCUAUGGAUAUUUUUCUCUGUGAUUGAUAGACUAUACAAGAAGUCAUAUGAAGAAGGGUAAGGUCAUGAAUCUCUCCAUCUGGGAAUGUUAACACAAAUGUUGGAGCAUGUUUACAUACAAACAAAGCAGAAUUUACACUUAAGUUAUCGUUCUUUUAGAACCUCCAUUUUCAGAACCUCAAUUAUUAAGGAAAAAUCUUCAGGAAAAAUACUAAAAUAUUUUCUCUUUAUCAUAAGCUUCUAAAUUAAUCUCUGCCUUUUCUGACCUCAUAUAACACAGUAUAUAGGUUUCUUAUCACUUUCUCUGUGCAUAAUAAUGUACAAAUAUUUAAAAUACCUGCAGCCUAAGGCACAAGAAUGCCAAAAAAUCAAAGGCGAGAAACCACAACACAGGUCUAAACUCAGCAUGCUUUGGUGAGUUUUUCUCCAAAAGGGGCAUAUUAGCAAUUAGAGUUUUAUGCUACAUAGUACAUAGAGCACAGAUCCCCUUGCCCGUAAGAUCAACUUUCCCUCCUAUAGUUAAAACGAAAAAAAAAAAAAACAAAUGGAUCUAUUUUUCUCUUUGGCUUCAAAAGCAUUCUGACAUUUGCAGGAGUCAGUCACCAACCCCACCAACCACUCCACCAACCUGACAAGACCAUGAGUAGUUCUCCUUCAUCCUAUUUAUGUGGUACAGGUUGUGAAGUACCUCUAUAUAAAGGGAAAUUUUAGAGGGGUUAGGAUUUGGACAGGGGUUUAGAACAUUCCUCUCUAAGCUGUAUAGUCUAUGAAGUUUGUGGCAAUUAACUGCCAUAAAAUAACAAUGUUUCCAAAUUCAACUAAGAAAAUACUCACACUGAGUAUGCUUUAUGCAUAAUAUGCCCUCUAUUUCAAUAAUGUGAAGAAUUUUUUGUCUAUCUCUUGAUCUCACUAAAUCCAUAUUUCGUAAAUAACUGAGAAAAAUGAAAACAAAAUUAAGCAAAUGCACAAGCAAAAAGAUGCUUGAUACAUAAAAGGAACUCUGGAGAGAAAACUACAGCUUCAGUCUGUACAGAUCAAAGAAGACAGCGUGUUGGGGGAAGGAGGGAAAGAUCUUGAUGCAGGGUUUCUUAAUCUGCAGUCCAUGCACAACACUAUACUUCCAUGUAAUAUUUUUAUUUCAGUCCUAUUUGUAUUAUUUUGUGCAUUUAAAAAACACAAUCUUAAGG
This is a messenger RNA of Piliocolobus tephrosceles (Ugandan red Colobus), 2187 nucleotides long. RefSeq names its product gonadotropin releasing hormone receptor (gene GNRHR). Gene Ontology annotation, cellular component: plasma membrane. The coding region runs from base 37 to 1023 and encodes 328 amino acids. The record is from RefSeq and is a predicted model, not a curated record. The transcript is spliced from 3 exons. Gene Ontology annotation, molecular function: protein-hormone receptor activity; G protein-coupled receptor activity; peptide binding. NCBI's taxonomy places the organism in Eukaryota, Metazoa, Chordata, Mammalia, Primates, Cercopithecidae. Gene Ontology annotation, biological process: G protein-coupled receptor signaling pathway; cellular response to hormone stimulus.